CAUAUGAUGAGAACAUUGAAUAAUAACUGUGUCAUGUUGGCCAGGACUUUGGGAUGCAAGAAAAGUCUGGAAGUUCAAGCAACAAGUAUAAAAGAGUUCUUGGGACUAUAAGCCCCACACCACACCAGAAGCUGCAAUAGACUGACAUCUCCUGCAAAGAAGUUCCAAGACAUCAUGUUGAGCCUUCAGCUGGCAAGGAAUGGCUCCCCAAGCCCUCUUGUCCCUUUCCUGAGGCCUCUGUGGCCCCUGUCCAGAGACAUCUUCACCAGCCUGGAACAAGAUAUGAUUCGCACUGUAGGAGAGAUUCGAAGCAGUAUGAAGCUCAUGGACCAGUUUCAUCAUCAGCUGCUGCAGGAAAUGACACUUCAAGAGAACAAGACUCUACCUGUACUGAGCAGCACCGAAACAAAGGCCAUCAAGGAUGACUUCCUCCUAAACUUGGAUAUUCAAGACUUCUCCCCCCAAGAGCUGACAGUCAAAAUGCUUGGAAAUAAACUGCUCGUGAGUGGGGCCAAGGAAUCCAAGAUGGAUGAUGGGAAAGGAUCAUUUUCCUACAAGUGCCAGAUCUUCAGGAAAGAGGCAGAUCUCCCUCAGGAUGUGAAAGCUGAAGAGAUCACCUGUAUAGUAACCACCGAUGGGCACCUGCAGAUACAAGCUUCACAUGUGCCUGUGCCAAUGGUUCAGGAAAGGACUGUGCCCAUACAGCUUCCACCAGCACAUUCUCAAUCAAAGGUCCAGAGUCCUGUGUGCUCCAAGGAAUCAAGAUCCUAAUAUGAACAGUCUGAUAUAUACGUAUUAUCACAUCUAAGAUUUUUAUAUUCAGUCAUAGAGAUUUUGUCUUUUAUAAAGGUGUACAAAUUCCUGUUACUAGAUGAUAUUCAAAACAAAUAAAUUAGUCCUUAUAAUAUA
Molecule: messenger RNA, 909 nt
Organism: Rana temporaria (common frog)
Lineage: Eukaryota; Metazoa; Chordata; Amphibia; Anura; Ranidae
Product: heat shock protein beta-11-like
Exons: 1
Coding region: 175-771 (198 amino acids)
Biological process (GO): protein refolding; response to heat
Molecular function (GO): protein folding chaperone
Source: RefSeq, a predicted model, not a curated record